AUGUUAUUCACUUCAUGGAGGAAUGAAAUAACUGAUUUAUUAGGAAAUUGUACUUCUUACCAACAACACUAUUUACAAGUUAAGAAUACAAUAGAUGAGCAAAUGAAAUGUCAUGCUAUGUGUAGUGAAGACCUGGAUGCAAUUCAAGACCAGCUUAACAAUGUGGAAGAUGAUGAUGAAAACUAUGACCUGAUUGCCCCAGGAACACAAAACAUUGAGCGUCAAGAUGAGGACGAAGGUGCGCAAGACCUUCAUCCAGAAUUUAAUGAAAACUAUGACCUAUCUGGUGAUUUUGGAAUUCCUUCAGCUGGAUCUAAUACUGAGUAGCUGAUAUUACAUGAAGAACAGGAUAAUGUUUACAGAGGAAUGGUACAAAAAUUAAACAGAGAACAAAAAGAGUUUUUCUUCCAUGUUUUAUAUCUUAUUAAAACUUCUGACAAUCCAUUCUACUGUUUUCUUAGUGGAGGAGCAGGAGUUGGCAAGUCACAUCUCACUAAGUGUCUUUAUCAAGCAGCAUUAAAGUACUAUAAUACAAGAGCAGGUGAUGAUUUCCAUCAAGUGAAAAUAUUAAUGCUUGCACCGACUGGUAAAGCAGCUUACAAUAUCAAAGGUAACACAAUACAUAGUGCACUUUCAAUACCUGCAUGUCAAUCUUUAAAGAAUUACAAACAUCUUGAUUCAAGCAGGUUAAACAACUUACGAUGUCAACUUGGUGGUUUGAAACUAAUAUUUUUGGAUGAGAUCUCAAUGGUUGGUAGUACAAUGUUUAAUGUUCAAAUAAAUAAUAGACUGAAAGAUAUUAAAGGAAGUAAAGAAGAUUUUGGUGGUGUAAGCAUGGUUGUUAUUGGUGAUUUAUUUCAGCUGGAACCUGUAAUGGACAGGUAUAUAUUUAAGAAUCUAGACAAUUCAGAAUAUGCAGCUCUUGCUCCUAAUAAAUGGCAAGAUAACUUCAAUAUGUUUGAAUUGGAAGAAAUUAUGCGACAAAGGGAGAGCAAAGUGUUUGCUGAAAUAUUAAACAGACUUAGGGAAGGAAAGCAUACUAAGGAUGAUAUUUUGAAACUAAAAGAAAGAUUAAUAAAAGAAAAUAGCAUCCAAGAUCCCAUGGAUGUGCCUCACUUGUUCAUACAAAAUCAGAAGGUAAAUGAAUUCAAUGAAAGAGUGCAUAAUGCAGCAACUGGUGAAAAGUUUUCAAUCAAAGCAAUAGACAGUGUUAUAGGAGCUAACUCUGCUCAACUUCGAGAUAAAAUUUUGAGUCAAAUACCAGAUGAUCCCAGGAAAACUAAGCAAAUUGCUUCAAACAUUCAAUUGUCAGUGGGGGAAAGAACUGAGGUAGCAUUAAUUAAAUGCACGUACUGA
Paramuricea clavata is the source of this 1356-nucleotide messenger RNA. Lineage: Eukaryota; Metazoa; Cnidaria; Anthozoa; Malacalcyonacea; Plexauridae. The record is from the annotation of a GenBank genome assembly.